Molecule: messenger RNA, 1659 nt
Organism: Sodiomyces alkalinus F11
Lineage: Eukaryota; Fungi; Ascomycota; Sordariomycetes; Glomerellales; Plectosphaerellaceae
Product: mitogen-activated protein kinase
Exons: 4
Coding region: 251-1315 (354 amino acids)
Biological process (GO): protein phosphorylation; intracellular signal transduction
Cellular component (GO): nucleus; cytoplasm
Molecular function (GO): ATP binding; MAP kinase activity
Source: RefSeq, a predicted model, not a curated record
AACUGGGCGAUAGACGACCUAUCCAUAACCAGCUUCGAGACGCCUUUACUGCUACUGCAAGCCUCGAACCCGACUCGAGCUGUCGAUUGCUGAAGAGUACCCGAAACACCCCGACAUCGCCUAGAUUCCUACGUCUACCGAACCAAGCAGCCCUUCAGUGCGAUCAACCGCGUUGCGACGGUCUCCGGGUCUCUCUCCCUCGGCUCUUUCCCGUCUAUUAUAGUCACAGGCCUGAGGCAAGGUCGAAAACAUGUCUCGCAACGCACCUAAUCCCUCGGGAUCCCGCAAGAUCUCCUUUAACGUCAGCGAGCAGUACGAUAUCCAGGAUGUGGUCGGCGAAGGCGCUUAUGGCGUCGUCUGUUCCGCGAUACACAAGCCAUCUGGGCAGAAAGUCGCUAUCAAGAAGAUCACCCCUUUCGACCACUCCAUGUUCUGUUUGAGGACUCUCCGCGAGAUGAAACUCUUGAGGUACUUCAACCACGAGAACAUCAUCUCUAUCCUUGACAUCCAGAAGCCACGCGGCUACGACACCUUCAACGAAGUGUACUUGAUUCAGGAACUCAUGGAGACGGACAUGCAUCGCGUUAUCCGGACACAGGAUCUAUCAGACGAUCACUGCCAGUAUUUCAUUUACCAGACCCUGCGAGCUCUGAAAGCUAUGCACUCGGCGAACGUCCUCCAUCGCGACCUGAAACCCUCCAACCUUCUCCUCAAUGCAAACUGUGACUUGAAAGUCUGUGAUUUCGGUCUUGCGCGCUCGGCUGCGUCCCAAGAGGAUAACUCGGGCUUUAUGACUGAAUACGUGGCCACGCGGUGGUAUCGUGCGCCAGAGAUCAUGUUGACCUUCAAGGAAUACACAAAGGCCAUCGAUGUGUGGUCUGUCGGCUGCAUCCUGGCCGAGAUGCUGAGCGGAAAGCCACUCUUCCCUGGAAAGGAUUACCAUCACCAGUUGACGCUUAUUCUUGACGUAUUGGGAACACCAACGAUGGAGGAUUACUACGGCAUCAAGUCGCGGCGCGCGCGUGAAUACAUCCGGUCUCUGCCCUUCAAGAAGAAGGUCCCAUUCCGGACCCUCUUCCCCAAGACGUCCGACCUCGCCCUCGACCUGCUAGAGAAGCUACUCGCCUUCAAUCCUGUGAAGCGCAUCACGGUAGAAGAGGCCCUGAAGCACCCUUACCUGGAGCCGUACCACGACCCGGACGAUGAGCCGACGGCACCGCCCAUCCCCGAGGAGUUCUUCGACUUUGAUAAGCACAAGGACAGCCUAAGCAAGGAACAGUUGAAACAGUUAAUCUACCAGGAGAUUAUGCGAUGAAGUGGGGCAGGGAAAGCACGUGGUCUCAGAAUUGCCAGCGAAAACGAUCGAGCGCAGGACGAUGUCGGCAUAGUUUGCGGGAUCAGUGUUUGACUGAACGAGGGGACGGACGGCCAUAUAGAUCUUGAACGGGUUGGGGCGUGGAUGGCGAAGACUGCGAAAAAAUAACCAGUCGAACAUGACAUAGAUAGUAUUUAGUGAUGCGAAUUACCUUGCCUAUUUACCUCGUUGCGUGGUUUGGGGAGGAUAUGUGAAUUGGCGUGUUCAUCAUCGGUGGUUCAUCUCCUUUCCUUGAUGUAAUACGGCAUUUCUCUGGGUGCGUUUCUGCUUUCUCAAAAAACCCU